This is a messenger RNA of Emiliania huxleyi CCMP1516, 1071 nucleotides long. RefSeq lists its product as hypothetical. Lineage: Eukaryota; Haptophyta; Isochrysidales; Noelaerhabdaceae. The record is from RefSeq and is a predicted model, not a curated record. The transcript has 3 exons. The coding region runs from base 1 to 1071 and encodes 356 amino acids.
AUGCUCGAGGCGCAAGGCGAAAGCGUGGCGGCGGCCGGCACCACGACAGUCGCAAUGACAGGCGUGGUUUUAAAUCGGGCUGGGGAGGCGCUGGCGAUCACGAACGCGGGUAGCGUUGUGUGCGGAGCCGCCCUUAACAUUGACAGCCUCGCCGCCACCGGCGUCAUCUUAGAGCGCCACUACGUCUAUCACUUGUGCGCGCCAACUCGAGCGUCAACAUUGAGCGGCCGACUUCCGUACCACGUGAACCAACGGAAUCCAAACGAUCUGAACAGCAGCGCUGGCGUUGACCUGCGCAUGACGCUGCUUCCCGCCAAGCUCAAGGCGGCAGGAUAUACCACGUCGAUGAUUGGGAAGAGCCACCUGGGUACUCGCAGCGUCGCGCACCUCCCCAUCCGUCGCGGUUUCGACAUGCACUUUGGAUUUUUGGGUGGCGGCGAAGACCAUUUCACUCAGAUCUCGGGCGAGGAUCCAGUCGGCGAGCUGGUGGAUCUCUGGCGUGAUGACAAGCCAGCCUUCGGUGAAAAUGGCACGUUCAGUGGCUUCCUGUACGCGGGCGAGGCGGAGCGCGUCAUCCAUGCGCACAAGAAGGGGAAGGACGGCAUACGGCAGGAGAUGGUCUUGGCGUACACCGACUCGUGCACCACCUCUGCGCCCUCGGGCUGCAACGCAGCACUGAUCCAAGGCCGGUACAAGGUGGUCACUGGUCACCAAGGCGGCUCAGGGUUCUGGACGGGGCCCAUCCACCCGAAUACCUCUGGACCGGCGGAUCCGAAGCGCAACCUGACGGCGUGCGGCACCUUCUCGUGCUGCGACGGCUGCCUUUACGACAUCCAGGCUGAUCCAAGUGAGCACAAGAACCUGCAGCGGGCAAUGCCAGCGCUAUAUGCGCAGCUGCACGCGCGGUUGCUCGCGCUGGGCGCCACGGAGUACCAGACGAGGUACAUCCAGCCGGGCCUCGAGUGCAUCACCGCCGAGCAGGCCAAGCGAUACUACCGUGGCUUUCGGGGGCCACCUUGCUUCGGCAAUGGCCAGUUGCCCCAACUUGAGAGCCUUAGAGACGUGGUUUGA